GGGAUUAUGCAAGUAAACCUGUGAGUUCAAUCUGUGGCUGGCUGCUAAUACCUUUUAAAGAGGUUUGCAGUGGACAGCUCCAUUCUGGGCCGCUAAUACUGCAUGUAAAUAUCCAUCUCUGCAGCGUAGGAGAGGCAUUCACAACACCUUUCUCUUGUCAAAAGGCCAGAUAUUUGUUGAGCUAUUAUUUUGUUUUACUCCGUCCGCCUUCAUAGAGGAAAUACUUUUUUUUUUUUUUUUUUUUAACUUUGCUGACUUUCGUUCAACUGAAAGUAGGAGGUUAGACAGAUUACAGGUGCAGAGACAGGCAGGUCAUGAAAGGAAAAUUAAUAAUAUACCAAUAUGCUUCUGGACGUCAACGGUAAAAUGGUUUUAGCUACAGAAGAAUGUGUGGGACCGAUGAGACUGACUCAGGAGCCAAUUCAGGUCCUACUGGUGUUUGCUAAGGAGGACAGCCAAAGUGAUGCUUUCUGGUGGGCCUGUGACCGUGCUGGGUUCCGUUGUAACAUCGCAAGGACUCCUGAGUCUGCCGUUGAGUGUUUCCUGGACAAACAUCAUGAGAUUAUAGUCAUUGAUGGACGCCACUCUCGCUACUUUGAGCCUGAAGCUGUUUGUCGGUUACUCCGUGCCACAAAACCCUCUGAAAACACAGUUAUUCUUGCUGUUGUGCCACAAAAACCGCCAGACCAGGACGAGCCAUCUGUUCUUCCUCUUCUCUGUGCCGGGUUUAGCAGAAGGUUUGUGGAGAACAGCAGUGUGUCCGCGUGCUAUAAUGAGCUCAUACAGAUAGAACAUGGAGAGGUUCGAUGCCAGUUCAAACUCAGGGCUUGUAAUUCAGUCUUCACUGCUUUGGAUCAUUGUCAAGAAGCUGUGGAGAUCACUAGUGAGGACCAUAUAAUACAGUAUGUGAACCCAGCAUUUGAGCGAAUGAUGGGCUACCACAAGGGAGAGUUGAUCGGGAAGGAACUGACUGAACUGCCCAAGAGUGACAAGAACAGAGCAGACCUGUUGGACACCAUCAACACCUGUAUCAAAAAAGGAAAGGAAUGGCAGGGUAUUUACUAUGCCAGGAAGAAGUCAGGUGACAGUAUCCAGCAGCAGGUGAAGAUAACGCCCGUCAUUGGUCAAGGAGGGAAAAUUCGACACUUCGUAUCCAUUAAGAGACCUCACAUUGACAACAACAACCAGGUUCACAAGUUCAACAAGGAGGAGAAAUACAGCGGAGAACAUUCCCAGUCAGAGUGCCAUUCUUUACGUCACCGCGACAGGAGGAAAGAUUCAAUUGAUGCCAGGUCACUCAGCUCCCGCAGCAGUGACGCUCCCAGUUUACAGAACAGAAGAUAUUCCUCUGUCGCCAGGAUUCACUCCAUGACAAUUGAGGCUCCCAUCACCAAGGUGAUAAAUAUCAUCAAUGCAGCCCAGGAGAGCAGUCCGGUUACGGUGGCAGAGGCUCUGGACCGUGUGCUGGAGAUCCUCAGGACCACUGAGCUCUACUCCCCUCAACUCGCCUCGAAAGAAGAUGACCCCCAUACCAAUGAUCUGGUCGGGGGGCUCAUGAGUGAUGGGCUGCGGAGACUCUCUGGGAAUGAAUAUGUCUUCUCAAAAAAUAUGAGCCAGAGCCAGCUGGCCAUCCCUGUUACUCUGAAUGAUGUGCCUCCAUCCAUUGCUGAGAUGCUGAAUGAUGAAGAGUGCUGGGAGUUCAAUAUCUUAGAGCUGGAGGCAGCUACACAUAAGAGACCACUGACUUACCUUGGCCUGAAGAUCUUCACAAGCUUUGGAGUGUGUGAAUUCCUCAACUGCUCUGAAUCCACCCUGCGCUCUUGGCUACAGCUGAUGGAGGCCAGCUACCACUCCUCCAACUCCUACCACAACUCUACACAUGCUGCCGAUGUGCUACACGCUACUGCCUACUUCCUUCGAAAAGAGAGAGUGAAGAGUAGUCUGGACCAGCUGGAUGAGGUUGCAGCGCUGAUAGCAGCUACGGUGCACGACGUGGAUCACCCAGGCAGGACCAACUCGUUUUUGUGUAACGCUGGUAGUGAACUGGCAAUUCUCUACAACGACACCGCAGUGCUGGAGAGCCACCACGCAGCGCUCGCCUUCCAGCUCACUGUCCGAGACAGCAAGAGCAACAUCUUCAAGAACAUCGAAAGGAAUCAGUUCCGGACACUUCGGCAGGCCAUCAUCGACAUGGUUCUGGCCACAGAGAUGACCAGACACUUUGAGCACGUCAGCAAGUUUGUCAACAGCAUCAACAAGCCGAUGGCCGCUAUAGAAGAGACCAGCACAAGUAGUGUGAACAGUGACUGUGAAGGUCAGGCUAACAUCAGAAACUCUCCAGAGAAUCGACUGUUGAUCAAGAGAAUGCUGAUAAAGUGUGCAGAUGUAUCAAACCCCUGCAGGCCGCUGGAGCUCUGCAUCGAGUGGGCCGGACGGAUCUCUGAGGAGUACUUUGCGCAGACGGAUGAGGAGAAGAGACAGGGGCUGCCGGUGGUGAUGCCAGUGUUUGACAGGAACACCUGCAGUGUCCCUAAAUCUCAGAUCUCCUUCAUAGACUACUUCAUCACCGAUAUGUUUGACGCCUGGGAUGCCUUCGCCAGUCUACCUGGUCUCAUGGAGCACCUGUCAGAGAAUUACAAGUACUGGAAAGGCUUGGACGAGAUGAAGUGUAAGAGCCUGCGUCCUCCUCCUCCUUCUUGACCGAUUCUUAGUCACCUCUUCUCAUCCAUCACUCUGAGCGGGAGGGGACGGUGCACACGACCCUGCGGGGGAACAAUUAGUCUCUUCAGCUGUGAUUUGAUGGAGCUCUGCGCCCUCCUAAGCACCCUGGACACAUUAAGAGCCUGAGGUAGGGCAUCGGGGACUCUGAGAGCAGACUGAUGAACGCUGAGACGCUGUUUCCAUCUCAAAUCACAGCCUCUUUUCUUGCGUGGUCGUAUCUGGAGGCGGAGAGUAGGUUGUCAUUUGAGGCCCCUGUUAACUCUGUCGCCACUUUACGGCCCUUUUCAAGUAUUCUGAACGGCACAUCUGUGAAACUGUGUGGACCUCACGGCUCACCUGACAAUCUGUACCGUACAGUGUAACACACCAGAAACCUGCACUUUAGCCAAUCAAGAUGUUUUAACUUUGAGCUCCCACUUGCUUGUUUUGCUUUAAAUUUUUUGUCUCUGUUUUUAAUUUUACUCAUAAAACAACUUGUCAUUCACUUAUCUGUCUUUUUGAGGUACUAAAAAAGAAAGAUGGUGACCAAAGCUAGGAACAUUGAUUGAUAAAUAAGCAUUUUGUUGACCUUUCUUUUUCCUUUUCCUAUUGCCAACUUGUGAAGGGGCUCAGCUAUAAUUAAUAUCUGAUGAGCGAUGAUUUUAUUUGUGUUUGGGAAGAAACUCCUGGCAAUCAGAGAUGUACUGGCCUCUACAGAUGUCUAACCUGUUCGACAAAUACAACAUACUAAAGGAGAGAAGGGGCAGUUGGCCUGAUUUGGGACCAGUCAGCACUUGAUACACAGAAAUACAGCUGAAAAAGGGCUGCGCUUGUAAAGACUGCUAGACAGGAACAUUAUGUAGCUACAUAGAGGGUGCUGUCUCACCCCGGCAAUUAUAUUUCAGAACAAAUGAACAGAUUGCACUGUAUCAGAGCUUUUUUUAGUCCUAGGUGAUAUUUUCACCAAGCGAUAAUACAAAGACAGAACACAAACUGUAGACUUAUGCCGCCAAAAAUCAAAUAUGAUGAGAUUCUGAACUAUAUAGCAUCCUCCUGGAGCUAUGCUGGCUUUUUCAGUCUUAAGUCGUGUUGUUAAAGUAGCAUGUAGGUGGGUUUGAAUGAGGAAUGGACCUCAUCGCAGCCCGACAGAUGUACGGCUGCAGAUCCACUGUCCGUCUGCUGUAAAUCAACUCCAACUCACUCAUAGUUCAUUAAACUGUAUUUUUACCUCCAUUCCUAAAGCUCUAAUUCAUUCAUCCAUCUUGCAGCCAGACUUGUAGACUGAUAGGUUUGUAGAAUAUGCUUGCCCUCUGGUGGCUAAAUACGGGUGUUGCAGAAAUGAGACAGUUACGAAAAGGAUGAGGAUGAGUCAUAUUUUCAGAAAAUGAAUUACCUCCCUUUGAAUGGGAUGAGAAAAGACAAUGAUUUAUUAAAGUCAGCUUUUAUUUAACUAGUAAUUACAUACUUUGGUGUUGAAGCAGUGUUAUUUCCCUUUUAAAGUCAGCUGUUAAAUGCAUUCCUAUUCUUUCAGAGCACUUUUUAACACACAGGCAGUAUUGGAAAGCACUAUUAAAGGAGCACACAUCAAGACAGUUUGAUCCAAAAUUAAUGGCAAUGAUUGGUAAGAGGUACAGAUAUAUGUGUACUACUUGGCCAUGACUGAAGUAGGAGGAUAUGUUGCUUUGUGUGUGUACAUGUGUGUUAAUCCAGGAAACACACAUUGCAGUAUUUACCAAAGGCACAGAGAGCUCUUUACAGGUGCCUUAUUCUUCAGUCGUAUUUACAGAAACAAAAGUAUUUUCAGUUUAUCGUUUAAUGAAAAAAACAUAAUCAACCCACAAGAGAAGCCAUAGAUUUAAGGAAACCUUUUUAGAGUAAGCUAGUUUGACUUUGGGAAUGUUGCUUCAUGGUGUGUGCUACAGUUAUGAUGAGUCAGUGUGUCGAUUGUUCUGUCACGAUGUGGUCCUGACAUUUGAUCACUUUUUUUUUUUUUUUAGAAGUCACUGAAUCAGGUACAGUAGGAGCUGAUCAUGUGUCAAGUCAUGGUGUCAUUUCACUUCCUGUUUUAAAGAGACAGAACUGAUCCCACCUAUGUUCAGUGUAUUUAUGAUGAUGAUGAUGUAGUCUUUUAUUUUUUCUUCAAUGAUCCAGGUAUUAAUCAACGCCUUAAUCCUGCCAUGUUUCACUGUCUAGGUCUGCUAUUGUUACGACACACUGUAAACUACCUAAUGUACCUGCUGAUCUUGUAAAUACUCAGCUAAUAUAUUACUUUGCUUUGCGUUACACAUAAUUUGCUUUUUUGACUGUUAUAUGUUGCAGCGAUGAUUUCCAAAAACUCUAUAAUAAGAUUUGCAUUUUUUACAUUGAUUUGAAAUGUGGCUCCAACUCUGAAUGUUUCAUGACAGCUCUUAAUGAUCAUGAGAAGAUAUUUUUGCUAGUGAACGACAAAGAUUUCUAUUCACAAAGACGAUUUAGAUAUUUCAAAUUUACACGUCAGACAAAUAUGCCUUUUCCUGUGAGCGGUAUGACUGGAUUGUGAUGACUUCGAUUAGAGCAGUGUCGGCUCGCUCUGAGUCCACUGAGGCAGAACCACAUUAUGUAACUGCUUGUUAUAUCAUGAUAAGCCUUCAUCACUUACAGUGAUUUCCUCUCCUUCAUCUCUGACACACACGGCAGCAGACAACGUGCCAAUUAUGUGGUGUUUUGUAUCAUUUAUAAAAAAAAAAAGAAUAAUAAUUACAAUGAUGUUAUAUACAGUGCAAACUAUUUUUCAAAUGAAAAAGCUAUAAUUAUUGGCCAUGAGAAACUGUAACUUGUGUUGGAAAAGAUUUUUUUGUCUCAUGCAUUGUAGUGACAACGCUUUGCAUCAGAGCCACUGAAAAAUCUUUGACAAAUUUAAUGUAUUUUGCUCUCUCUGGAUCAUGAUGUCUUAUUUUGAUGUUCUCUGUUAAUCACAGAAAUGUAUUGUGAGAGACAAUUAAAGUUUUCUUUAAAUA
Messenger RNA from Sphaeramia orbicularis (orbiculate cardinalfish), 5696 nucleotides. It is a transcript of the gene pde8b, whose product is annotated as phosphodiesterase 8B. The transcript has 22 exons. NCBI's taxonomy places the organism in Eukaryota, Metazoa, Chordata, Actinopteri, Kurtiformes, Apogonidae. Gene Ontology annotation, biological process: signal transduction. Bases 343 to 2700 code for a protein of 785 amino acids. The record is from RefSeq and is a predicted model, not a curated record. Gene Ontology annotation, molecular function: 3',5'-cyclic-nucleotide phosphodiesterase activity.